UUUUGUCUCGAACAGUCUUUCUUUCAGCACGUGCAUACGAGCUGAAUUAGAAUCGAUGUUGAUAAUUCUUGUUUGAUUGUGUAAAUUUAGUUGACUAACAUACCAACAUGUCGGCUGCUCCAAGCUCUCGUGACAACAGCCCUGGUCCCAAUAGGCUCAACAAGUUCAAAAAUGCUGGCAAAGAUAUUGAGGAAAUGAGGCGCCGUCGACAGGAGACCAGUGUUGAGUUGCGUAAGGCCAAGAAAGAUGACCAGCUCCUCAAACGGCGCAAUGUACAAAUUGAUGAACCCACCUCUCCCAUCAGCGAGGAAGUCACUCAGUUCGGCACCCCUGCCUCCACAUCCCAGAUGCCGUCCCCUAUGAGCCUCGAGGAGAUCCUCAACACAAUCACCAGCCAGGACCCUGACAAGCUACUCGCCGCCACCCAGGCCACGCGCAAAAUGCUGUCCAGGGAGCGAAGUCCUCCUAUUGAUGCCAUCAUUCAGGCCGGCAUUGUCAAUCCCCUUGUUUCCUUCCUCAGAUAUGACGAUAACCCGUCACUACAGUUCGAGGCAGCCUGGGCUCUCACAAAUAUUGCUUCAGGAACCUCCGAGCAGACAAAGGCCGUCGUUAAAUGUGGAGCGGUUCCUCCUUUCAUUGCUCUGCUGUCGUCCCCUCAUCACAACGUGGCCGAGCAGGCAGUAUGGGCAUUGGGCAACAUCGCUGGUGAUGGCCCCGACCUCAGAGACUUUGUUAUCAAGGCUGGCAUCAUUAAGCCUCUCCUAGCUUUAGUUCAACCCUCAGCCGAGUUUGCUUUCCUGCGAAACAUCACUUGGACUAUCAGCAACUUGUGCCGGAACAAGAACCCUUCUCCUCCGUUCGAAAUGGUGAAGCAAUGUCUACCCACUCUCGCUUACCUUAUCUCCCACCCUGAUCCCGAAGUGCAAGCUGACGCGAGCUGGGCCAUUUCGUACUUGACGGACGGCACGAAUGACAAGAUAGCGGAGGUGGUGGCUGCUGGUGUGGUGCCGCAACUCGUACAGCUGCUCGCCUCGGGCGUCAUCUCCGUGGUCACGCCCGCCCUGCGCGCCAUUGGUAACAUCGUCACCGGCAACGACGUGCAGACGGAUGUUGUUGUGAAAGCCGGAGCUCUGGAAGUGUUCCCUCAGCUGCUGAGCCAUUCCAAGCAGAACAUAGUGAAGGAGGCUGCCUGGACCAUCAGCAACAUCGCUGCUGGCAAUCAAGAUCAAAUUCAAGCCAUCAUCGACAGCAACUGCUUGCCGGCGCUCAUGCGUGUCUUGGAGCAGGGCGACGCGCGGUCGCAGAAGGAAGCCUCGUGGGCUGUGACGAACUUCACCAGCGGCGGAUCUAAUGAACAGAUCGUUACGCUCGUGCGUUAUGGGGUGUUGCCGCACUUCUGCAAAUUGCUCAACUCACAAGACGUGAAGCAGCUCUUCGUCGUCAUGGACGGCAUCGCUAACAUCCUUAAGUGUGCGGAAAAGUUGGGCGAGGUGGAGCGCGUCGCUCAGAUGGUUGAGGAGUACGGCGGCGUGGACAAGCUCGAGGAGCUGCAGAACCACGAGAACAUCGACGUGUACAAGAAAGCCCUGGAUAUUGUGGAGCGUUUCUUCAGUGUCGAGGACGAUGAGGAACUGGCGCAGGCUGACAGCACCACUCCUGCCGCUGGUGAUGUCGCCCCAAACGGAGACUCCUUUCACUUUACUGAGAACAACUCGAUGCCUGAAGGCGGUUUCUCAUUUUAGGGUAGAAUUUAUUAAAGCUAUCUCUUGGUUAUCGUUAAUUUCGUCGCUUAUAAGUGGCAUUCCAUAGACAAUUUCGAGUAAGGCAUUUCUUGUUGUGAGAGCAGCGUGGAAUCGUGCGGCCUCCUGCGGUCUCUUUUCAAUGUGUAGAUAGCAUUGUUCUCGUAUAGAAGUAGCCAUAGGAGUUGGUUCACACAGUAUUUGAAGAACUGUUUUAUUAACUGGCAUUGAUGUUUCUAGUGGAGUUUAUCAACUUCUUUUAUUGCCGGUAUCACCGAGAGAAGGCAACAGGAUUUAAGGAUUAGCUGUAAGGAUUUGCCAAUGUGCAUAGGAUCUGAGUACGUCUAUCUCUUGUAUCCAAUACAAAUAAAUCUUCAUCGUUUAACGUCUUGUUGCAACUUUUCGAACAUCAUCAUUUCGUUCAAAUCCCAAGUGCCUUUUUUUUCUUUUCGCCACGGAACUAAAUUUCAAAUAUUUUUUAGAUUUAGCAAGCUACUGUCUCUAUUUUUGUAUUACUGAAAAAUAAAAUCUUUUCCUCUUCGUGCAAA
This is a messenger RNA of Hyalella azteca, 2287 nucleotides long. Its product is annotated as importin subunit alpha-1. Bases 108 to 1742 code for a protein of 544 amino acids. NCBI's taxonomy places the organism in Eukaryota, Metazoa, Arthropoda, Malacostraca, Amphipoda, Hyalellidae. The record is from RefSeq and is a predicted model, not a curated record. The transcript is spliced from 11 exons. Gene Ontology annotation, biological process: NLS-bearing protein import into nucleus. Gene Ontology annotation, molecular function: nuclear import signal receptor activity; protein binding. Gene Ontology annotation, cellular component: cytoplasm; nucleus.